This is a messenger RNA of Sebastes umbrosus (honeycomb rockfish), 3719 nucleotides long. It is a transcript of the gene uts2r1, whose product is annotated as urotensin-2 receptor. The record is from RefSeq and is a predicted model, not a curated record. NCBI's taxonomy places the organism in Eukaryota, Metazoa, Chordata, Actinopteri, Perciformes, Sebastidae. Gene Ontology annotation, biological process: blood vessel diameter maintenance; regulation of blood pressure; neuropeptide signaling pathway. The transcript is spliced from 4 exons. The coding region runs from base 577 to 1668 and encodes 363 amino acids. Gene Ontology annotation, molecular function: urotensin II receptor activity. Gene Ontology annotation, cellular component: membrane.
GGGCUGUGAGUUCCUCCCCAGCAACACAAUCCUGCUUCCCUCUCUCUCUCUCUCUCUCUCUACCCUCUCUUGCUCCAUCUCUACCUCUGGCACUCUCUCUCUCUCUCUCAGUCAAAGGGGGGGAUUCUCCGUAACCAGCUGUAGCUUAAUGUGAUCCUCACUUCUCAUCAUUUUAUUGAUGUUCUCUUGUUUUUUCUCCUAAAUUAAAUCACUGUGCUGCCGAUGUCACAGCUGGCAGUGUUUGGAUGCUACCAAGGUGCACAAAGGGUAGAGAGGGAAUGGAAGAGAACUUUUAAAGCUGUCAGUGUACCUUCCUUUUGAAUCUUUGGAUUGGUUUAUUUGCUGGGGGGAUUGUAGUUGUAGUGGAAGACUCAUUUAGGUUAUUUUACUCCCCUUGAGACUGCUGGACUUUCCUUUUGUUCCACCUGUGUGUGUUUCACCUCUCAAAUACUCUGGGACUUUUAUGGCAAUUUUUGCAUUAAGUGCGAAGUUUGGAGGAGCCAAGUGAGACAAAGCAUGGUUGAUUGGAACCAAAGCUGAGUGCUGAACCCUUCUGUCCUGGGAGGCAGUCCAGAUAUGACCACGGUGUCCAUGGAGCCUGUGGGAGUCCUCGUGGAAAGGGGCGCCAACGCCACCGACGCCCCUCUGAACGGGCAUGAGGACUCAGGUGCCACCUUCACCAUCGGCAUCAUCCUCUCCAUCAUGUGCUUCGUCGGAGUCUCGGGGAACAUCUACACCCUGGUGGUCAUGUGCCACUCCAUGAGGACUGCCGCCUCCAUGUACAUCUACAUCAUAAACCUGGCUCUGGCAGAUCUGCUGUAUCUUCUCACCAUACCCUUCGUCGUCUGCACGCACUUCCUGAAGGGGUGGUAUUUUGGGGACGCAGGGUGCCGGAUUCUGAUCAGCAUGGACUUCCUGACCAUGCACGCCAGCAUCUUCACGCUGACAAUCAUGAGCACGGAGCGUUACUUCGCGGUGCUCAAGCCGCUCGACACGGUCAAGCGGUCGAAAAGUUACCGGAAGGCCAUUGCUCUGCUGGUCUGGGCCGCGUCCCUCAUUCUCACCCUGCCAAUGAUCGUGAGCAUUCAGCUAACGAAGUUGGGCAACAAGGCUAUGUGUCAGCCCACGUUGUCGCCACUCUCCUACAAGGUUUACAUCUCCUUCCUGUUUUGCACCAGCAUCGUCGCUCCGGGACUGAUCAUCGGCUAUCUCUACAUCCAGCUCGCUCGCACUUAUUGGGUCUCACAGACGGAAACCUUCAAACAGACAAAGAAGCUUCCCAAUCAAAAGGUGCUCUACCUGAUCUUCACUAUCGUGCUCCUCUUCUGGGCAUGCUUCCUGCCCUUCUGGAUCUGGCAGCUGCUGUGCCAGUUCCACCCCUCACUGUCCCUCUCCACCAAAGCCAAACGCAACAUCAACUAUCUGACCACGUGUCUGACGUAUUCCAACAGCUGCAUCAACCCGUUUCUGUACACGCUGCUCACUAAGAACUACAAGGAGUACCUGAGAAAGCACAAGCGGUCCUGGACAGCUGGCAGCUACUUCAACAGGAGGAGCCGCUUCCAGCGUUCGCCACGCAGGUCGCCAUCUUCCAGCAGCCAGCAGUGUACUGAGAGCUUUAUGCUCACACACACGGCCUCCCUGCGAGCACAUAACAGCAGUUUGUAAGAUAUGACUGAGCUGUGCUGUGCUGGAAGAGGAAGAAAGGACAGGAAGAACCUGUUGGAGACGACAAACACUAGCAGACCCUGAACUCCUCAUCACCACAACUGAGAGAGAGGAUGCAGAUGGAAGAUGCUUUUGAAUUUUGCAGUUAUGUGUGGACCAGCAGGAACUGAACGGCAAGCCGGCUGCUGCUGCUGUCUGGGACUGCGUACAAAGUAGACACCUUCAUGUCUGUAUUUAUUUGUCACUCCCGGAACUUCCUGUGGUGUGAGGAGAAAGAUUGGCUUCUUACAUUACACAAAACUGAGACUUUAACUUUUCUGCUUUCUCGUAUGUUUAUGGUGCUUUCUGUGACAACAGGCAACAGGGGAGUAACGCUGACACACAAGUGGGGGUAAAGGCAACAUUAUAGAGUCAUCAAUGGUUUGAUUUACAAAUUAUAUCGUAAUGUCAGUCAAGCUGAAGUGGAAAAAAAAAAAAAAAAAUUCUGGCAUGUGAUAUUCAAUGACAGAUGAAUAUGCUUUAGCUGUAGCCAUAAGACUGAUUUUGGAGGACUUCUGGAAUGUUUAUAUUUUAACGGUAAGGCUGUGUUCAGACAGAGAACAGCCCUGCAAGAAAAAAACAACUCGUUAAGGUGUAUAAAUAGCACAACAUUUCAAGGGCAUUUCGCGUGUCAUAACAUAUUAUAGGCUUUUCGCAUGCUAUUUAAACGCCACGAGCUUAACGUUGUUAAACAGAUUUUCACGUGUCAUUUGACGCCACAACGUUGCCAUGAAAUGGUCGCGGUUAUGUUUAAGCAACAAAACUACGGCAAUUGCCGCAGUUCACUUAGUUGGGUUUAGGAAAACAUCAUGGUUAGGCUUAAAUGUAAACAACAUAAUAUAAGUACUGAAAAAACUUAAAAAUAACUCACAGUUUUGGACACGAACACCAGUUUCCUAGUUGAAAAUCCUGUAUUUGUUGGACCCAUGGUUGGGCUUAAAAAAAGUACGUAAAUACACAAGUAAACAACAUAACAUAAAUACGGAAAACAUAUUAAAAAACGUCAUGAACGUAAAAUCAAAAUAACUCAACACUUUGGGACAUGAACACCAGUCUCGUGGUUGAAAGGCCUGUAUUUGUUAGACCCAUCCACCUCCCGUCCGAUCCACCAUAACCAGCCUCUCUCACUUUUUUAUUCUACGUCACUAGCUCUGAGCGUAGCAUAUUCAUACAAAUUUGUUUGCAUUGCACUGUUUCUCAAACUGAACUUUUCUGGUUUGCAUCAUCUGGUACUUCAAGCAACGUGCCACACAUGCCAACACAGUGCUGUUUUCGGUCUGAACACCCAGUUAGCCUGACGAUAUUAUGUAUUUUUCUUGUUGUCAACAAAUCCCAUGAAAAGUCCAAAACCAACAGUGAAUGGAUCCCACUAACAAGUGUUACCCGUGUUGCCAAAGCCUGAUAUGUCUUCCCUCGGUGCUAUAGACCUCAAUCAUUGUCUAACAAGAGACUACAGCCACGCUAGCAGGUAUGAAGGCUGUAGCUUUGAGCUAAAUGCUAAUCUCAGCAAGCUAACACGCUCACUAUGACGAGGCUAACAUGCUUACCAGGUAGAAUUUUUGAUGUCAUGCCAUUGUUUCGUCGGUCCACUAUUCCAAAAACCCCAAUAGUCCAAAAAAUGUCCCAACAGCCCGUUAUCCCGAACAGAAGCACAUGGCUAAUUAUUAUAAAAAAUUACAUCAUCGGAUCUGACCGGUAACAAUAAUUUUUUUUUCCUACCAUGGCAUAAGGCAUGACCCGCCCUACUCUGUCUCUUGUUUUCUCUGAUAUUCUUGACCUACACCUAACUUCUCAUGCCUAAACCUAACCAACAAGUUCAACCAAUGAAGGCAUUCAUGGCAACAAGACCGGGAAGGUGAAAUGAUGUCAUUCUGCAUGUUAAUUAGCCAUGUGCUUCUGUUUGUUGGAACAAUGGGCUGUCGGAACAAUGGGCUGUCCCCCUAAUUUUUAACAUGUUCUUCAUCUUAGUUUAGCAUGUUAGCAUGCUAACAUAACCUGAUUAGCACUAAACC